AUGUCAUCCCAAAGAUUCUGCCUGCGGUGGAACAACCACCAAUCGAACAUGAUCUCGGUGUUCGAUCAGCUGUUACAUGAUGAGACGUUCACCGACGUCACGUUAGCUGUCGAAGGCCAGAACCUCAAGGCCCAUAAGAUGGUGCUGUCCGCGUGCAGUCCGUACUUCCAGAAAUUGUUCGCCGAUCACCCAGAGAAACACCCGAUCGUGAUCCUGCGUGACGUCCCAUACAAGGACAUGAAGUGCCUGUUAGACUUCAUGUACCGCGGUGAGGUUUCGGUGGGACAAGAACGAUUGGCGGCGUUUCUGCGCGUGGCUGAGAGCCUACGGAUAAAGGGCCUCACCGAGGUGAACGACGACAAAUCAACCGUACCGUCAGGAGCGACACCAUCGACGGCGACAUCCACCGCAUCAUCCGGUUCCACACAAACGGCAGCCUCCACAACGACGCCAGCAAGUGCGACAACGUCCUCCAAAGUGAGCGGUCCCAACAACACGACCGUCGUCGACGGUGAUGGCCACCGGUCCUCACCAGCCCCGAACAACAGUAUUUCCAUGGCACCUGGUAGUGCCGGUCAAUCCACCGGCCAAUCUCAGGCCGGCACCGGUAACAGCCAACUAAAAUCGCUCCCUCCACUGCUUUCGUCCACCGGCAUCGUAACACGCAGCCACAGUAAUAGUCUGCUGCAUCAACAUCAUCCCCAUCAACAUCAACAACAUCACCAUCAAGGUGGCAACAGUAGCAGCAAUGCUGCGAUGCUUCAGACAAACCCACUGCUCGGUUCCGCACUCUCGCAGCAAAAGCGCAAACGUGGUCGUCCACGAAAGCUGUCCGGCAACGAACCGGUAGAAGGCGGAGGCGCCAACGUCACUGGUCUCAAUUCUGGUGGAGGAGUCGUGGGAGGUGGCAGAGGCGAACCCGAGACUAGCAGCUUUGCCGGAGUCGAGGAAUACGACAGCAGCUCGAUGGACAUUAUGGACAUGAAGGUUGCCAGUAGCGGCGCAUCGAAUUCGGACGACGAUGAUCACCAGCAACAGAAACAGCGCAUUGUAAGCAGCCGAGUCACGGAUGAUGAUGACGCCGCGAUCCACGAUCCUUCCGAUCAAAUCGACGAUGAGGACGAUGAGGAUAUGGAGGACGAUGGUGAGGAACUGGCGGACGGUGACGAGCAGGAUCCGGAAACGGGUGACGUUGAUGAUCUCCACGGUACCACGCCGUCGUUGGAUGAGUCGAUGGAAGGGACCACUGCCGGCCAUACGGACGGUGGUGCGACGGUUGCAGCGAUGAACAAUAACAACUCGAACCGAACCACCGGCAAGCAGAAACAAAACAGCAGCGCACUGUCCAAGCCCUUUCGGCCGUCCAAGCGGAGCAAGCUGGGGAACCACGAGAACAGCAUGUCCGAUUCGAAGGAUUCAUUUGCGGAGGACGAAAAAUGUCCCCAAGGUGGUGAGGAGGAAGAAGAUAUCGAGGAGGAUGCGUACGACGAGCGUGAGUUAAACUCAAGCCUUAUGGAACCGCAACUGCUGCUGGAUGAGUACGACGAACCGGUGGAGUUUAAAUACGAUCCCCGCAGUGACAGUGGUGCCGUCGAUUCAACGUCAAGCAGCAAUAACAGCUACCUGCCGCCUUUGCAACCGAAACCGGGCCUAAAGCUGUCCGGCUCGCCCGGUGCCCUUGGAACGCGCAUGCCACAGAUCUCGGUCGUACCGACGACGGCGCUGCAAAUUCCAAAACUGGCCCCCCUAACGGCGGCCGGUGGCAGCAGCGGAAGCUUCCUCGUUGGUGGCUCCAACAAGAACACCCCGAAGCUGCACAAACGGGCCCGACUGCUGGCACCAAAGAAGCCGAACGGCAUGACCACCACUCAGACGAUUCUGAACAAUCUGAACAACAACUUGAACGACAGCCUGAUCUCAACCUCGAACACCGGUGGCGGUGCGGUGCAAAUCUCAAGCGUCAUGUCGGGGAUGGGCUCGGACGUGUACGACAUGUUCUCGAGCAGCAUCCUACGGUCGUCUAGCCCGCGUUCGAACUCGAACUCACCCUCAGUGAAGGGUGGUGGUAGCGAUGGUGGCUCGCGCACGCACAAGUACGCCGUGAUCGACGACACCGAGGGCAGCGUGCGUGAUUUCUGUACCAAAGAGGGUGACCACGUGUAUCGGUGCAAGGUGUGUGCGCGGGUGUACACGCACAUUAGCAACUUCUGCCGGCACUACGUCACCUCGCACAAGCGCAACGUCAAGGUGUACCCGUGUCCGUUCUGUCUGAAGGAGUUCACGCGUAAGGACAACAUGACCGCACACGUGAAGAUCAUCCACAAGCAGGAGUUUGCCCAGCAGCAGACGCCGGGUGGGACCUCACCCGCCAGUGGAAGUAAUUCCCGCUGCGAGGACUCGUUCGGGGGUUUGCUGGGACGCAACGAUUCGACGAACGGUGCUUCGGCGGCCACGGCCUCGAUCAUUAACGCGGUUGGGUUGCAACCGAAGAUGGCCUCCAACAGUGGUUCGGGCGGGAUCAGGAUAAUGUUUCCCACCGCCACUUCCGGUGCGUCCGGGACGAUCAGCAUUAAGAAGGAGUUUCAGGAGAAGUCUGCGUCCUCGUCCGGUGCCAACUCGCCGACCGGUUCCGUGUCGUCCAGUUCUAGUGGGUUGGCGGCCCAGCCGGCAACCGCCACCGUCAGCCAGUAG
Messenger RNA from Anopheles nili, 2691 nucleotides. RefSeq names its product protein tramtrack, beta isoform-like. NCBI's taxonomy places the organism in Eukaryota, Metazoa, Arthropoda, Insecta, Diptera, Culicidae. Gene Ontology annotation, biological process: regulation of transcription by RNA polymerase II. The transcript is spliced from 3 exons. Gene Ontology annotation, cellular component: nucleus. The record is from RefSeq and is a predicted model, not a curated record. Gene Ontology annotation, molecular function: protein binding. The coding region runs from base 1 to 2691 and encodes 896 amino acids.